Molecule: messenger RNA, 2010 nt
Organism: Parascedosporium putredinis
Lineage: Eukaryota; Fungi; Ascomycota; Sordariomycetes; Microascales; Microascaceae
Source: the annotation of a GenBank genome assembly
AUGACAGACUCAAGUGCAAAUUCGGAAACCACCAUCCCGGUCGGAUCCCAGUCGGCGUGGUUCUUGACGACCGACCAGAUCCUGCAGCGUCUCUCCGACGCCCUAGCCGAGAACCGCGAGGUCAGGGCUUCCCUACCCGGCCUCAAGGACCUCCUCGACGACUACCUAGACGACGAGGUCGAUCUCCGCCGCGUCGAGUUCCACCGUCGCCUCCUACGCGUCUUCCGCGAUGCGCCCCGCGACGCCACCUACGGCUCGCUGCUCGCCAAGCUCGAGGGCUCCGAGCGCGAGCGCGUGGCCCGUUUCGUCGACGAUGACGCCGCCACGCCGGACGAGUGCGGCGUCGGCUUCGAGCACACCAUGAGCCUGGGCGUGCGAGAGCACCUGCGCGACAUGCUCCGGGGUAAAAGGGUGCCGGCGGCUCCUGGCCCGCGUGGGCUCGGGCGGGUUCGUGCACCGGUGACGACGGAGCUUUAUCCGGACGAGGUUCUCGUCUACAAAGAUACCGAGUUUCACAAUUGGGGCCUCACCGAGCAGUAUACACCCGUGUACACGUGCAUUCCUUCGACUGUGGCUGGUGUACAGAGAAUAGUUCGAUACGCAAAGAGCCGCUCGAUGGGCGUCCGCUGCGCGGGUUUCCUUUUAUCCCGCAAAGGGCACCCACCGAGCUUGAGUCUAUCGAGGUCGUUUCGGGAACCCCGAAAGAAGGGAAAUACGCUUGUGCGCGUCGGCGUGGCCGUGACCAACGAACGGCUGCGGCGAUGGUGCGUCGCGAGCAAUCGGUAUACCCUUCCCGUCAAUACCAUCAUGGUGGAGAUGACCAUGGGCGGCAUCAAUGCUCCCAUCUGCCACGGCUCGGGGAUCGGGCAGCAGACGUUGAGCGACCUCGUGAGAAAGGUAGAGUACGUCGACGCCAACGGCGAGCUGCGCGUGGUCGACGAGCCGGAGCACCUCCGGGUAGCAAGCGGGUGCUUUGGAUUAAUGGGCGUGAUUACGCACUUGACUCUCGAAUUUGCGCCAAUGACCUAUGCCAUUCUCGAGGCGAAGCACGUUCCAACCAUCCGGGCGAUUCCUCCGCCCCCUGGGAUGAGCUUAGAGGACAUCCCACCGGCGCUGCGACUAGAGCUGACGGCCGAGGAGAGGAAGCAUGACCAGGAGGCCUUUGAGCGGCACGCAACGAGGGAUUACUACAAUGAAUGGUUUUGGUUCCCCUUUUCCGACACGAUCUGGGUGAACUGCUGGGAUCACACGACGGACGAAGACGGGGUCGAAGACUAUCCCAACGAAGGGGCCAUUUUCUUUUCCUUUGUGACGCAGUUUGCGCUCAACGUAUUGCAGUCGGCACCUAUCCUCCGCGACUUCAUCGACAAGCUGGGUCUCAACGAAGCGGCAACAACCCUCAUCGGGAGGGCGGCCAAGUUUGCGCUGCCGGAGAAGCGAGUCAAGACGUACCUCAACGACGCCCUCCACUUCCAGCGGGGCAUCCAAAACGUGCGGGUGCUCAACCUCGAAGUCUCGAUCCCGCUGGUGCCCGCCAAGGCGGACCCGACGAAGCCGGACUGGGCCAUUGUGCAAAAGGCGUGGUGGGAUGCCAUCCUCAAGUGCUACGAGCACAGCGACACGUGUCCGCAGCGCAUGCCGCUCGAGAUGCGCAUCAUGGGCAGCAGCGACGUCGUCAUGGCGCCGCAGAGGGGCAACCACCUCGGGACGUGCGCCAUCGAGAUCCUGACGCUGUACUCGGCCAAGGAGGACUGGGUAUGGUACGCGCAGGAGGUGCUCGACGGGUGGAUGGCGCUGACCGACUCCGAGGGCCGGAAGCUCCGGACGCGGCCGCACUGGGCCAAGCAGUGGAAGGAGUUCCGCGUGGACGGGAAACCGUGGGCGGAGACGCUCCGGGCGGACGUGUACAAGGACGAGAUUGCCGAGUUCAAGAGGACGCUGACUAACAUUGGGCGGUUUCACGGGCCGCUGGGCGGCUAUGAGGAGCUCAUUCGACUUCAGACUGUAUAG